This is a messenger RNA of Synchiropus splendidus (mandarinfish), 1609 nucleotides long. RefSeq names its product ornithine decarboxylase-like. Gene Ontology annotation, cellular component: cytoplasm. The transcript is spliced from 8 exons. Bases 37 to 1398 code for a protein of 453 amino acids. The record is from RefSeq and is a predicted model, not a curated record. Gene Ontology annotation, molecular function: ornithine decarboxylase activity. Lineage: Eukaryota; Metazoa; Chordata; Actinopteri; Syngnathiformes; Callionymidae.
CACUGCAGUGAGAGGCAGGGCAGAUAUGGACCUACUAUGACUGUUCACAUCACCAGAAGCCCGUUUCAUUUCUUAUUGUCCGAAUCUUUCCUGAAAGAUUGCUGGGUGCGAGAGGUGUUUCCAAAGGAUCACAAGCUCAUCCAUGUGCUGGAGGAUGGCACGACCCCCGAGGACUUCACUGCUGCUACGAUAAAAGAGCGCGAGGCAACGGGUUGCCAGGACCCCUUCUUUGUGGGCAGUUUGAACCGUCUGCUGGAGAACCAUCGCCGGUGGCAGGUCAACAUGCCUCGAGUCACACCCUUCUACGCGGUGAAGUGCAACCCCUCCCCAGUCAUGGUCCGGAUGCUGAGCCUCCUGGGAACUGGCUUCGACUGCGCCAGCAAGGGUGAGAUUGCCAUGGUCUUGUCUCACGGAGCCACGCCAGACAAGAUCAUCUUCGCACACACCACCAAGGCCAGAACUCAUAUCCAGUACGCAUACAGUCGAGGAGUGGACCUGAUGACCUUUGACAGUGAGGACGAGCUGGAGAAGAUUUCUGUACUUUUUCCCAAAGCCAGGUUGGUGCUCCGGAUCGCUGUGGACGACACCUACUCAAUUGUGAAACUCAAUGAUAAGUUUGGUGCCAAGAUGAGGGCCGUGCCCAACCUCCUGAAGACUGCCAAAGAUCUCAACUUGAACGUGGUCGGGGUCAGCUUCCAUGUGGGGGUCCUGUGUGGAGACAGCUCCUGCUUCACCAAGGCCAUCGCCAACUCCCGCGAGGUCUUCAACAUCGCGGCAACAAUGGGGUUCAAGAUGAAGCUCCUGGAUCUCGGUGGCGGGUAUGAUGGGAAAGACCAUUCCAAGAUGAACUUGGAACAGUGUGCGCUGGUCAUCAACAAAUGUCUGGAUCAGCACUUUCCUCCUGAGAGCGGCGUGAGAAUCAUCGCCGAGCCAGGUGGAUUCUUUGCUCAGUCCACCUUCUCACUCACAACCAACAUCACCGCCAGAAGAGUCGUGACGGACGAGAACAACCAAAAGCUGAUCAACUAUUACAUCAACGAGGGACGAUUCGGAUCCUUCUCUCUGCUGGUCAAUCAUCCCGGGUUCCUGGAACUGGACCCCCAACUCCACCGGUCCGUGGACGACAAUGAGCCCAAAUAUCGCUCUGUCAUCUGGGGCCCCACCUGCGACAGUGUCGACAAAGUUCUGGAUGAGACCAUGCUCCCCGAGAGCAAGGCGGAGGACUGGAUCCACUUCGGCAACAUGGGGUCGUACUCCAUCGCUCUGCAGUGCGAUUUCAAUGGAUUCAAGCGCACGCCAAUAUAUUAUGUCGUGUCCGUGAAGAAUGUCCAAAAACUAGCGGCGCUGCUGAAGGAGGCCACCGCCAAGUCAGACAAGUGUAUCGUGCUGCACGGAUAAUCGCUUCCGAUGAUGCCACAGCUUCAAACUUAAGUCAGAAAAAGAUUGUGCCACGCAUUCACAGGUCACAUGACUGGAAACUAAAUAUAAUGAUUUAAUGAAAAUCCGCUUUAACAACUCAUGUGACCAGAUAUAACAGAGAUUCGAACCUUGUCAUCACAAUCCAUCAUCAAAGCCUGAAACUGUUUUGUAAAUAAAUGAAACACUGUGG